AGCGCGCGUACAAGAACAACGCACAAUGAGGAGAGCGGGUAGCAGCGGCUGGCCAGCCACUGAGAAGAAAAGCGGAGCAGCAGACCCUUUCCGGAAGCCGGCUUCGCCGCACGAGUCGGCGACUCGCCGCUCGGCUGUUCUCCCGCACGGACAGAGCGACGCAGGCCGGCGUUGGUAGCGGACGGUCGCUCCUCACAGGUUGCCGAUUCUUCAUCCCACCGGCUGAGAGAGAACGGCGGCAAGCAGCGGUGCAGCAGCGGUUGUGGCGCAGAAGCGCCGGCGCGCGCGUGGCUCGCGCGUGCAUUCGCCUGCGUCGGAGCAUCCACGAACGACGCAGCUGUGCGGGCCGCUGCGCCGCCGCCGUCGUCGCCCAAGUGCCGCUCAAAAACAAGGUGAAGGCCGGAUCAGCACUCUCGACGACACUGCUGCAGCUGCUGCUCACCGACACAGCAGUCCUCCCGUGAUGCUCUGGUGCGCGGCGUCGUCAUGACGCAGCAGGACGUACCGCGCUGGGAGUCGCACGUUCUGUGCGUUCCCGGCGCCGCCGGCAUCGCAGCGCCGGAAGAAGGCUACAGCGGCGGCAGCGCAGGCGGCAGUUACAGCAGCGACUCCACCAGGCUGGAGUCGGCCUCAUCCAUCGGCGAAGAGGACUCCGACUCGGGGAGCUGGUGGUCCUACCCAUCCGAGUGCGGCUCUGUGGUUGAACUGAACAGAGCCGCCGCCGGAGUCACCAACGGCUUCGCCACCAACAAGCACCACGACCAUUCCGAAACGCAACCCAACUCCUCAUCGACAAAGCCUUCGAAUCAUGUCACUGCUCCAUCAGCGGUUCCCGCUGAUGCCGUUAUUGCAACCGCGGUCAUCUACACCGACGCCCACAGAAAAGGCCCCAGUUGUAAUCCCCGCGGAGGUGCAGUGAUAUUGCCUUCUUCGCCGGAGCGGGCUCCCAAGCCACGGUGUGUCAACGGCCGUGCGCGAAGUGUGAGCGACGACAACGCACAGGUUUACGACGUCGAUAAUCACGGAAGCACUGGUCAUGGACCGAACGCCAAAAAUCAGCAGUUUGAACCUGCGGCGUGUCGCGCCUCCGUCGCCGGCGGCGAAGGAUUGCCAACAGCUGACCACCACAACAAUCAGGUGAACGCCGGCAGCCACGCGAUUCCGAAACCGGUGGGCAAAGGCGUAAACAACGGCCGAGCCGCCGCGAUCCGCAAAAGCGCUCUCGCGACAGAGACCCGACACAGCGCGCCAUCUAUCGUGCGGCACGUCACAUUCAAAGACCUCUCAGCGUCAUCUGGUAGCGAAGACGAUGACUACUCGAGCGGGCAUGGCCGAAAUCGAAACUCUGCUAGUUACCAUGGGGACCAUCAACAGAACAACGCCGAGGCUGACCUGGAUGACUCGGGUUACUUGGACGGAGACAGCACUUCGAGUUCGAGCGACAUCUCGCCCCCCAGCAGUCUGAGCUGGGAGUCGGCGAUCGAUAGCUCGCGCAAGAGCCACGGCCGCUCGGCGGACCAGCAAUGCUUCGUCGACAGUGGCGGUGGCGGCAACAGAAACGGCACUCAUUCACCUCCCGGGCCUCGAUGUGAAAGCCGCGCAGGAGUGGCUGAAGAACGCCGGACCAAAAACAUGAACGGCAUGCACCGCGACAGCGACGGUAACUCGACGUUGAGCUUUGUGCAGACGGAGAUUUGUGUGUCACAGAGCGUGCGGCGCGAGGAUAGCUACGAGUACUACCGGAAUGGAACGCGCAUUGCCAAGCUCAACAACGUCAAUCAGACAUCGUGGAGUGAAACGAGUAGCACGGAAACUACGGAGCGAUGCACGCCCCUGGUGAAAAGCAGCGACGUCGAAAAAACCGUGGUUCGAGAGCAGACGACGCCGCAGCCGAAAGCGCGCCAAGCCGACGUUGCAGCCAAGACAAGUGCGCCGCCGCAGCCGACUCGUCGGGUGCUGCCCUCUGUGGACGGAGCGCGUAAGCGUCAACCGGAAGAGGCGAUUCAGAGGCGCCAAUCGGCAACGCGGGAAAGUGGGAAGCAGAAGAAAGAGAGCGCCGGCGGCAGUGGAGUAAGGAAUGUCGGCGGCAGCGUGAACCCAGCCGUCGUCUCCAGUGCGGCCAACGACGUCUGUCAGCAGCGCGAGUAUCAUCGCUGGAGGCAGCAGAAGACGCCGCCGAUUGCCGCGUACGACGACGAAGGCACGUCGUGCGACUUGGAAGACGACGAAGAGCUAGAAGGCAUUGAAAGUGAAUUUAUCGAAGAGGAGGAUGUGAGUUUUCACUUGGAAAGCCCGCCGGCCGCGCGCCACAACAAACAACGAGCGGGAACAGUGAGCGCGACAGCAACCUCGCGCGCCGUCGCGCGAUCCCGCGGCGGUAGCUCGACGGAACCCAGCCGCGCGUCCGCCCUGGCAUCAGUGCGGGCGCAGUCGCGUGAUCCGUUCCUUGCGCUGGCCGUAGCCACAGCGAAAGCAGCAACCACGGCGAGUGCUGAAGCGUCGCGCGAAAUCUACGCUGGGUGCAAGCAGUUCGCUCCUCCACCAGACCUGGACGUCGUAGUGCGCACUGCCUGCUCGGUCGGCGGCUCCGAAGAUGCCGUCGACCGGGCCAGGCACGCGCGAAGCCAGCCUGCGGACGACAUCGUCUCCGUCUCAUCGUCACCAGUCUACAAAACCUCAUCGGCGCGCUCUGACGUACGGCUGCCGACUCCCGUGCGCUACAAGGAGUUUUCGUCGCUACACCUCAAGAAGUCCAGCGGCAGCAGGGAACAUGUGAACGGUCAUCACAAAGAAGGUGACGUGUCUCCUCUUUUGGAACGCGAGCCGCUGCCCUGCGAGCAACGUUCAUUUCACGUUCAUUCGAAUAUUUUGCCAACUCGAGCUGACAGUUCGCCCCCGACAAGUUCGACGCCGUCCCCCGUGCUACUUGAAGAUCGUGUUCGUGUACUACAAACUCCCGUGAAGAGCAACGCUGUCAUCGUCGACAACAUUCCCGACUCUGAUGACUGCGAUGGGCCUGUCAUAACAAGUACGCCGAAAGUCAGCAACGGUCAUUGCAACAACAAAAGACCAGCUACUCUUCCUGUCAAUGGAAGAACGGGCCCAGUGUCUCAUCGCAAGCCGCCGCCCGUUCCUCAGCAGCAGAAACAACCAGCCUCGCAGCCGCUUCUCCGGCCACCCAAGCCAGUGCCCCCGCCCCGAUCCCGGUCUCCACUCGAUCCAGCCGAGCACCUCGAACGCAUCACGGGCUACGCGACGGCGCGGCGGCUGGCUCAGACGCUACCCAAACCUCAAGUGGAACUGCCCGAACCACACAUGUCGCCGGCUACUGGUCGCCUCGUGUCGUCGCGACGACGAUUCUUCGAGAACCUUCAGCGGCAGCAGGAGCAGCAGAAGCGCCCCAACGACGCGUCCGCUGCUCCGUGCACGACAGCCGAAGAGUCCGCGGAGCGACUGCUUGGAUUCCGCGCUAGCGCGCAGGCGGCGCGCGAGAAUCUCGCCAAGAGCUCGCCGGAUCUGGCGGCGCUCGAGGCGGACGCUUGGCGCAGCCGCAGGCUGCACGAUCGAUGGCCGCCUCCUUCAACGGAGUGUGCACCGCGGCAGGCGACAGGAUCUGAACCGAUCGCCGCAGUGCUGCCGCCCCGGAGCCCGGCGCCGGCGGUGCAUCCAGACAAGUUCAACCGGCUCGUCGAGCAGACGCGCAGCCGCUACGCGCGACGCCGCUGCGGACAGCCCGCGCACGAUGAACGCCGCCGCAGCAGGAGCCUCGGCUACCUCGAGACUGACGUGGACACGCUCUGUUGUCGCCAGGUGAAAGCAUCCACCUGCGCUGCCGAAGAAGACACCGGCCAGAACUGCAGUGACGGAGCUGACGACAAUUACUUGAACCGCACGCGCAGCAUGGACCGCUUCCUCGAGGACGGCACCGUGGGCUGCCCGCUGCUGGGCGACGAACAGCGAACCAAGUCCGAACACGAGCUCCGCAUCGAGCGCUCGCUCCAAAAGCUAGAGCUGCCCGAAUGGUACACGCGGCGCGCCAAGCAAGCCGAGACGGGCAUCCUGCGGUCGCGUCGCGACUCCGUCUCCUCUACGGGCCGAUCAGGCUGGCAAGGGCUGGGCAGCCGUACGCCUUCGACCGCGAGCCUGGCAGCCACCACUCCUGACAGCCGGAACCUGGUCAUCCCCAAGCGAGUGACAGCGCCAGACUGGCGAUGCUGGCAUGCGUCGCGCGAGUCCCUCACGUCCAGCCCCGGAUCGCACGAUGGAGGCGGUUCCCUCAGCCGCUGGGGAAGCGUGAGCAGUGCCCCUGCAGCGGCCUGGUCCUACCGAUCCAUGCGGCAGCCGUACCUCGGCUGGCGUGCCGCUCCCAGUACCGGUACCACGACUCCUCUGUCUUCCGCUGGUAGCCGACCUGUGUCUCCUGGAGGCGGCUGGACUACGCCGUCGGCUCUCGAGUACGCCCACCAGCAACAGCAGCAUCACCAGCAGCAGCUACAAGAACAGCAAGAGCACCGACAGCAGCACCAGCAAUCGGCGUCGCCGUGCAUUCCUCGGGACCGCUACUCAUACGUUCAAGGCAUCUACGGGGACGGUGGUGGUUGGAACGUGGAACGCGAGGACGAUUCGACGGCCGUCUGCGCCUCGGUGAUCAGUGACGUCGGUGUGCCAUCUACUUCGUCGAACGGUGCCGCCAGACCGGCCGUGUGGAUGGAGUCUUCUUUCGUGGGCUCCAAACCGGGCUCGACAUCGUCUGUGGUGGCCGCUCAGUCGCCCGCCGCGCCCGCGCUCGGUGAGUACGGUCGCAGUGUCGGCAUCACUCUGUGAGCGGCGACGCCUGUCCUCCCGUGCACCAUGCCAUCCGGGCCUCGCAUGGCAAGGUGCCACGGUUGUCCACCGUCACUAUCGAAAUUGUCGUGAUCGCUCUUGCUGUUUGGCCGAAAAGCUUGCAUUGAAAUUUGUCCGCGAUAACUGGCAAUCCCGAGCACGCGGUUUCCUACAUAUCGGGCUUGGCGUUCCGCAAAAGUAUCACGCUUACGAAACCUCUUGAAGCUGGAGCUCACUCACACCCUUUUGACUACUUGUUGCGGAAGUUCAUCCCUUUAUCUAAGAGCUCAUUUUGCUUGUUUGUAUUCCUUUUUUUUCAUUUUCCUGUGUGUGACCACGCGUACUAUAUGCUUCGAGUGUCGUAGCGUGGAUAAAAAUACUGUCUUCGUAAUGGCUGAAUAUGGAAUGGUUCGAUGCAUAAACUUGGUGCAUAGGCGUCUUGAAUAUUCGGCAGACAUGAUAAGCACGAGUGCCAUCACGUAGUCCAGCCUUGACAUCGGCCGUACGUUGAAUUGAAAUGCACCGUGUCGGACCACAAUCCUGUGCCUCCUUUUAGCUGAGGGCUUCCGGCUUGAAGAGGUUUUGCUUUUCUGCUGAGUGUUACAAUGUGAAAGCCAUGCUUGAGCAACGUUAGUGACUAUAGUCAGAAUAAAAAUUGUACUACAGCCCAUCAAAGACUGGGGUGUUGCAAUGCCGCAGUUUGAGAAGGAAUUCGAGCGUGCAACCUCCGCAUGACUAGAAUAUGGCAGACGCGUGUUGCAAACGCGGCAGCCUGUGCUGAACGCUCACGCUGUCGCAUUUUCGGCGUCUCAGUCAUUGACGGCUGUACAUCUGUGUUUCAUGUUGAAAGUGUGGCAAAAGUGCAGUGUUUAGCGCGGUCGAAUAAAACCUCGCCAUCUGCAUAUUGCA
This is a messenger RNA of Rhipicephalus microplus (southern cattle tick), 5733 nucleotides long. RefSeq lists its product as uncharacterized. NCBI's taxonomy places the organism in Eukaryota, Metazoa, Arthropoda, Arachnida, Ixodida, Ixodidae. The record is from RefSeq and is a predicted model, not a curated record.